This is a messenger RNA of Euleptes europaea (tarantolino), 1663 nucleotides long. RefSeq names its product zinc finger protein ZIC 4-like. Gene Ontology annotation, cellular component: nucleus. Gene Ontology annotation, molecular function: RNA polymerase II cis-regulatory region sequence-specific DNA binding; DNA-binding transcription factor activity, RNA polymerase II-specific. The transcript is spliced from 2 exons. Bases 1 to 1644 code for a protein of 547 amino acids. Gene Ontology annotation, biological process: regulation of transcription by RNA polymerase II; central nervous system development. Lineage: Eukaryota; Metazoa; Chordata; Lepidosauria; Squamata; Sphaerodactylidae. The record is from RefSeq and is a predicted model, not a curated record.
AUGGACUCUGCGGCGCUCUCCAAACGGAAUCCGGCGCAGAAAUUACUAGGCUUGGCGGGGGCUCCUCACCCCCAUCACUACCAUCCCCACUCCCCUCCGAGCAUGACCGGCUUCGCCGGACAACCCCACCCCAUGGUUCCCACGCACCCUGGGGAGUGCGCCGCGGAACCCCGCCUGGGGCUGAGCCCGUUCCGGCCCGAACCCAUGGGGCACCACCACCAUCUCCAUCCCCACCACCAGCACCACUACCCUCACCACCCCUCCGCCACCUUCCAGCUCAGCCCUGCCCCUCCUUCUCACCCCCAGCAUCUCGGGCCAGGCCCGGCGGAGGGGGCGCCCCGUCCCGGCGGAGCCUGCGGCCUGGCGCAGCCCGCGGCGGUCCCUUACGCAGUCCCGCAGCCCGGCCAGCCUCUUCCCGCAGGUAGGGGUUUUUUCCUGCGCGGAGGUCGGACGGCCCCCGCCAUGCCAGGGCUCCCCUACCCGCUGUCUGCCACCCCCCGUUCUCAUCACGGCAUGUUUGUCUCGACAACAGGUAGCUACCCCGGACACCAUGCUCGGCACCACCGCCCCCAUCACCACCACCACCGCCGCCACCACCACCACCACCACCACCACUCCGAAGCCGGGACCCCCUCGCUUUUCGCUGGACUCCACCACGAGCAGCCUCCCCAGGCCACUCCGGGCGGCCGUCUGAACGGGCAGCUGAGACUGGGGCUGCCUGGACAAAUGUACGCCCGGUCCGAGCCUUUCGCCCCUGUGCCAGCCUCCCGGACAGACCCUUUCGCCGCCGCCUCUUUCCACGGCUACGCGGGCAUGAACCUGAACGUGAACCUCGCCCCCCACCACGGGCCGGGGGCUUUCUUCCGCUACAUGCGCCAGCCCAUCAAGCAGGAGCUCAUCUGCAAGUGGGUCGAGCUGGACCAGGCGCCCAAGCAGCUGUGCUCGAAAACUUUCAGCACCAUGCACGAGCUGGUCACCCACGUCACGGUGGAGCACGUCGGCGGGCCCGAGCAGUCCAACCACAUCUGCUUCUGGGAGGAGUGCCCCCGCGAAGGGAAGCCUUUCAAGGCCAAGUACAAACUGGUCAACCACAUCCGCGUCCACACCGGCGAGAAGCCCUUCCCCUGCCCUUUCCCCGGAUGCGGGAAAGUCUUCGCGCGCUCCGAGAACCUCAAGAUCCACAAAAGGACGCACACAGGAGAGAAGCCCUUCAAGUGCGAGUUCGAAGGCUGCGAGCGGCGCUUCGCCAACAGCAGCGACCGGAAGAAGCAUUCCCACGUGCACACCAGCGACAAGCCCUACAACUGCAAAGUGCGAGGCUGCGACAAGUCCUACACCCAUCCCAGCUCCUUGCGGAAGCACAUGAAAGUCCACUGCAAGUCCCCGCCCCCCAGCUCGGGCUACGAGUCGUCCACCCCGUCGCUGGUGUCCCCCUCGUCGGACUGCGGCCGGGACCCCCCGCCGCCGCCGCCGCCUCCGCCGCCUUCCUCCGCCUCCUCGACGCAGGCGGCGGCCAACCUGAGCGAAUGGUACGUGUGUCAGAGCUCAGGGGCCGGCGGCAUCCCGACGCCACCCAGUAACUCUCCGUCGCCUCACCCGGGAGAGGCGGCUUACACGAACUGCGAGCCCCGGCCCGCUUACUAAGGGCGUCACGGUAGGACGG